Molecule: messenger RNA, 2504 nt
Organism: Hyaena hyaena (striped hyena)
Lineage: Eukaryota; Metazoa; Chordata; Mammalia; Carnivora; Hyaenidae
Gene: TRIM52
Product: tripartite motif containing 52
Exons: 2
Coding region: 301-1161 (286 amino acids)
Cellular component (GO): nuclear body
Molecular function (GO): zinc ion binding
Source: RefSeq, a predicted model, not a curated record
GGCAAACCUGGAGGAAGGCAAGAAACGUGUUGGGACCUGAAUUUGCAAGCUGAGCCUUGAAAGUAAGUGGAAGCUGUAGCCUGGUUCCGCCCCCGCUCCCCUUAGAGAGCGGCUGAUUCCAGACAGCCUUGAGCUGGGAAGAGCCUGGGGGAGAGGCGUAAGGCUCCUUUGCCGGCUAGAGGAGGAAGAGCAGCAAGAACAGCCUUGGGUCACAAGCGUAGCUUGGAGGCAGGGCUGCAGGCUCGUCCCCGCUACGUAGCUCCGGAGUAGACGCAUCCACAACCCCAGGCUGCGCAUUAAAUGGCUGGCUAUGCUACUACUCCUAACCCUAUGCAGACCCUUCCGGAGGAAGCAGUGUGUGCCAUUUGCCUGGAUUACUUCAAGGAUCCCGUUUCUAUAGGCUGUGGGCACAACUUCUGCCGAGGGUGUGUGACCCAACUAUGGGGCAAGGAAGAUGAGGAAGACAGGGGCGAGGAAGAUGAUGGAUGGGAGGAAGACGAGGAUGACGAUGCGGAGGGGGCCGUCGAUGGAUGGGACAACUCUAUUCGAGAGGUUUUGUACCAGGGCAGUGCUGACGAGGUGUUUCAGGACCAAGAUGAUGAACUCUGGAUUGGUGAUGGUGGCAUCGGGAAUUGGGACAUGGACUAUGUGUGGGACCAGGAGGAAGAAAAGGAGGAAGAUCAGGACUAUUACCUGGGAGGCUUGAGACAUGACCUGAGAAUUGACGUCUACCCACAGGAGGAGAUACUGGAAGAAUACGAUGAGGACGACGAAGAGCUGUAUCCUGAUACCCGCUUGCCUGCUCCUCCUCCUCCCCCUCCACCGGGCCCUUCACGUCAGUUCAUCUGCCCCCAGUGCCGAAAGAGCUUUUCGCGUCGCAGCUUUCGUCCCAACUUGCAGCUAGCCAACAAGGUUCAGAUAAUUCGCCAGGUGAGCCCCACUCCUUAUCGCGGAAGCCGGGGGAAUGAUCAGGGCAUCUGCUCCAAACAUCAGGAAGCCCUGAAACUCUUCUGUGAAGUGGAUGAAGAGGCCAUCUGUGUGGUGUGCCGAGAAUCCAGGAGCCACAAACAGCACAGCGUGGUGCCAGUGGAGGAGGUGGUGCAAGAGUAUAAGGCACAACUGGAUGCCUGUAUUGCCCUGCUACCCAGCUGCCACCAAUAAAAUCAUUCAUCGUUCUGCAAGAGAGACCAGAUGCUUCCAUCAUCAAUACUCCUUUUUCUGUUUUUUCCUUUGAGGUAGCUAAAGAUGGCAGCCAAAAUUUUUUUUGAGGCUUUUAUCAAGUAUAUAUUCACAUUAUGAUGCAGAAGAUAGGGUCAUCUUCUUCAGUUGAGUUACCAGUUACCUGAAAAUGUUGGGCAGUGACACCAUGCCAAACACUGUUAAAUUUAUGCCAUUAAAAACAGUGGAGUAUUCUGCAAAGCACAAUUCUCUGAAGCUUUAAGAUUGGACAACAAUCUUCAAAAGCUAUGAAAGCACAAUAAAUAGCCCUUUUAAUUGCAAAGGAGAAAAAAAUGGAGAAACUUGUGAAGCCUUGCAUUCCAAGUGCUGCCACAACUUUGAGAGGAAAUUGAGGAAUUCCAGACUUUCGUCAUCUACUUCUACAGUCUUAACUCGGAAAUGAUGACUGAACAUAUCAAACUUCAGGUUUUAAAAACUUUAGCUCAUCCUUCUUUGCUGUUGAGAUGAAUCUACUGAUAAAAAUGUGUGCUUUGCUUAUGUUUAAAAUAAAGCUUUAAAAAGUGUGGGUGUGGUGGUUUCAUAAACAUAAUACUUGACCACUAAAGACAAGUAUUUUUGAAACUGUAUCAAAUGAACUGAGUUGGAGGAAAAUUAUAAGAGUAUACACUGGUGGUGCUACAGUAACGGAAUGUUCUAAAUCUGGGUUUUUGGCAAGAACUAAAGAAAACUGUGUUUAAGAUGUAUUGUAGCAAUCCCCACCAAGCAUCCACUUCCAUCGACUGGCCCAUAAUCUACUGGAAAUCUUCACCUUGCUGUCACCAUAACCCUUGUGGAAAACAGUAGAUUUGAUCCCAGUUUGCCUUGAUUUUUGAAGAUCUAUUCAGAAUGCCACUGAGAGUGUUUUCUGUUACAUACUCCAGUUCCUUAGUUGUUAAACAAUUGUAUUCAGCUGAAUUUAUGAACAGCACUGAUUUUGAAACACCAAUGACAAAAUAACCCUCUGAUUUUGGAACACCAUCUAAAGAGAAUCUGUACUUUAAAUUUUCAAGAGUUAAAACUUUUGACAGAAUGUAUUGGAUUGAAGCUUAAAAUACAUUGACCCUGAAAUGUCAAAAGGCAAACACCAACAUCACUGCUUAUUAUGAAAUACUUUAAGCAAAACUUGCCAAAAAUCCAGCUACACAUAGCAAACUCAUGCUAACAAUUUCGAAUAUGCUUGGCCAAUCUUUCAAGGACUAGAUUUCUGAAUGUUAUUUCAAGACAAAAAUAUGAAACAUCUGGAACUAUUUUGGGUGAUUGUUAUUGGCCUUGUUCUUAACAACCUC